This is a messenger RNA of Beauveria bassiana ARSEF 2860, 786 nucleotides long. RefSeq lists its product as uncharacterized. The coding region runs from base 1 to 786 and encodes 261 amino acids. The record is from RefSeq and is a predicted model, not a curated record. Lineage: Eukaryota; Fungi; Ascomycota; Sordariomycetes; Hypocreales; Cordycipitaceae. The transcript has a single exon.
AUGGCGAUCGGAUACUCUGAUCUUGAAGUCUAUCACGGCACAGCGGCAACGGGGCCGAUUCCAGUGCAAGAGGAGAAGAUCUUUACCCAAAUCACCACCAAAAAACAAGAAUCCUCGCAUCUCAAUGGCUCAAAGCCGCCAUCACGGCGAGAAAAAAAUCUGUGCAGCAUCCAGUUCACGCGCACCAGAGCCCUUCUUCUCGUCCUCCUGUUUGUUCUACUGGCCGCUGUAGCAGCUGGCGUAGCAGCGGGCCUGGUUGUUGCCAGAAGCUCAAAGUCUCGAGGCUCCUCAUCCUCAGGAGAGGCCAUAUCCUCCAGCUCAUCAGGCGUGUCCUCAAGCGCCAGCUCAGCAACUCCCACAUCAGUUACUCGAGGACCCGCGACACUCGUCACCUCUACCGAGGUGGUCAGCCCAACGCAGACGCUCUACCGCGACUGCCCUUCGUCUGACAACACUAUAUACAACGGAAAAGGCUCCGACUCAUACCAAUUUCGCAAAAUUUGCGCGCGAAGCUACAAACAGCCCCCAGUCAACCUCGUCAACCAACCUGUCGCGAGCCUCAAUGACUGCAUCGAUAAAUGUGCCGAGUACAAUAUCCGCAACAAGACGGCAAUUGCAUCGGGCAAAAGUAAUCCCUGCAAUGCAGUUUGCUGGCGGAACAGCGCCACGGAUCCUGAUUGGCCUGGGCAGUGCUUCGGUAGCACCACCUUCAACUCGACAGAAGGAUUUCAGACCAGGGACGAGAUUAUAUGCGAUUCCGCAGCAUGGAUCAACCAGAAUAUCUGA